AUGAAGAUUUUGUUGAUUAAUUGGAGAGUGAAACAUCUUUUCAAGUAUAUUAGACAAAUUUGCUUUUUGGUUAUUCUAUUUAGUUUAAUAAUUUAGAUUAAAAUAAUCACUUCUUAGUCAACUGCACUUCUCUCUAUUUUUGGACUUAAGCUGCACCUCAUAUUUUGCCAUAGGAAUUUCAUUUGA
Messenger RNA from Paramecium sonneborni, 186 nucleotides. NCBI's taxonomy places the organism in Eukaryota, Ciliophora, Oligohymenophorea, Peniculida, Parameciidae. The record is from the annotation of a GenBank genome assembly.